Diaporthe batatas is the source of this 2418-nucleotide messenger RNA. RefSeq lists its product as uncharacterized. Lineage: Eukaryota; Fungi; Ascomycota; Sordariomycetes; Diaporthales; Diaporthaceae. The transcript has a single exon. Bases 357 to 1985 code for a protein of 542 amino acids. Gene Ontology annotation, biological process: spliceosomal tri-snRNP complex assembly. The record is from RefSeq and is a predicted model, not a curated record.
CUUGGACCUCCUUCGCCCUCUGCGAUUUUAAUGCCCAACACCGCCGCAUCCAUUCGGUGGCCCCAGCACACAGGAUUCUGACGCUUGAGAAUUUGAUGAUGAUGAUGACGACGAUGCAUUUUCCUUGAGGACAAAGAAUGGCAGCGUGCUCGCCAACUGUUUGAAGAAGCCCACAAUCGUUCCCACCCGUCUUUCGCUUGUCACCUGCGCAGUUGCCAAAACCCGUUGUUUACACGCUGUGGGAGGCUUCGUGCGUGCAUCUUGAUCCUGCUGCUUCCUCCAGGCUGUCUGUUAUCUGGUUUCUGAGCGCAUAUCUGUCGGUCGUCCAGCACGACUUACGUUCAAUCAGCUACAGUAUGAUGGAGUCAACAAGUCCCGACCCUCUGAGUCAGGGGGGAAAUCUCCAGCAGUCGGCCCCGACAGAUGACGGCCGACCUUCACCAGUCCCCAUCCCGAGGGCAUCACUUCACAGGACCGACUCAGGCCAGUCCUCGAGCAAGGCGUCCCUGCUCUCGCACCAGUCAGUGCCCGUCACCGGCACCUUUCCCCUCGGCUCUCUCAGGGUCCACCAGGCCAUGGACUCCCCCAGGCCGCGGCCACAGCCAGAACCGCCCCGGCCUCAGGAACACGCCGACCCCGACCCGUCCUGCGACGAGAUGCCCCCCCUGGACGACGGCCCCGGCGCAGCCCUCGACGGGGACGUAUUCCUCAUCCUCGACCUGCCCCCGAACUCGACCGUGGGCUGCGACGCCAGGGCCAUCAACACCGGCGCCUCCGGGUUCAAGGGCAUCCGCGACAUCCCGCCCGGCCCGCACUUCGUCUGGGUGUCGGAGCCCGGCGCCCUGUCGCGGUGCGGGUACUGGUUCGUCGCCCAGCCGGGCAGGCCGCGCGUGCGCGUCAAGCAGUGGGACAAGUACAACGAGGUCCUCGCCGAGCCCGCGAGCCGCUUCGAGCUGCGCGACCACAGGGACAACGUCGCCAGCCUGUACCCGCAGCUCGUCUCGCUCGGGCACGGCGGCGUGGGCGACGACGAUGAGACGCAGGAGCUGUGGGGCCGCCUGACCUCGGGCGUCAGCGAGGCGCUGCUCGCCCGCGUCACGCGGAGGGCCGGCGCGAGCGAGUGGCUCGUGGCGACCUCGGACACGGCGCAGGGCGAGUCCGGCUUCCCGCAGGCGACGACGCAGCUGUACAAGGCCGUCGUCGGCCCGAGUGAGCUGCAGUUCCUCUUCCCGGAGGGCGAUGUCGACCUCGCGGCGGCGGCGGCGGCGGCGGAGCACGACCGAGACCGGCAGGCCGACAAGGUCACGAUAGACACAUCAGCCGAGAUCCUCCGCCUCGUCGACACCCCCGGCACGGGCGCCACCGAGGCCGACGUCCUCGGCGAGCUGCAGCUGACCUUCCUGACCGGCCUGCACCUGACGAACCUGUCGUGCGUCGACCAGUGGUGGCACCUGGUCCUCAAGGUCGUCCUGCGCGCGCACCGCCUCGCCCUGUCGCGCCCGCGCCUCGCCGCCGGCCUGCUCCGCGCGCUACACGCGCAGCUGGCCUACGACGAGAGGUACGUCUCGGCCGAGGGCGAGGGCGGCGGCGACCCCGGGGACCAGGGCGCGGGCAUCCUGGACAUGGUCCCCGGGAACAAGCGCAAGCUGCGCCGCGCCCUGGCGCUGUACCGCCGCAGGCUGGACGAGCUGCUGCUGGACCUGCCGCGCGGCCGGGCCACCGCCGACCAGGGGCUGGUGGGCAAGGCGUUUGGGGAGCUGGAGGCGUGGUUCUGGAAGUUUGGGUGGGACCUGAGGACGGGCGGUGGCGAUGGCGAUGGCGGAGCACGGGAGACGACGAGGCGAUCCGUCCGCGGCCCAGGUGGUAUCAUUGGUCCGGACGGCGAAGACGAUAAUGAUGAUGACGAUGACGAUGACGAUUACAAGCCUGUUAUUGUUGAUCUGGACGCUGAUGGGCGGGAGGUCGGGCUGGUCUCGUUCAGCUGAGGCCGUUGCUGGAGCACAUGUGGGUUUUGGGCAGGCAGUCUGGGUCCAGCCCUUGGUUUCUGAGGCAUGCAGGCAGGAGUCAUUCACGUGUCAUACAGGAGUAUCGUUUCUCUAUGGGUCUCAGUAACAGACUGAAAUAAUUUGAUGCGCAGGUACUCGCGCAUAGGGCACGGUGAUCCCUAGACUCCCGGGCGAACAUCGUGAAGGCAUCGUGUACUGGCUCUGCUCGUAUAUCCGCCACGAUAUCCAUCUUGCGACAUCCUAUGGGAUGACCUCCUAUGGGAUAACCUCCUCAGGGUUGAUACCGUCUUGGACAAGCCACAGGGGGCUCUCUCUGGUAUGCACCAUGCAGCGUCUUGCAGGUGGACCUAGGUAGUGUGGUGUUGGGGUAGUAGUACUAUAUACGACAUGCAUUGGUUGAUACCUCACACUA